AUGGCGGUCGUCGGGCUCUUUUGCACACAAGUGACAGGCUCAAGGAAAGAGAAUCUUGGCUCGGCCUCACGCGGGUACGAAGAACACCAAGUACUCCUUAUCUUGGUCAGCUUCAUCGUCUUCAACUAUCGCAAGAAAGCAACUGUAGACGGCGCCACCGCGAUGACAUUUUUGUACUCGAAAGGAGCGAUUGGGGGACUCUUCUACCUUCUCGACACGACGCUCUUUGCAUGCUACACUGUCGCUGCCCUCGCAAUUUUCUUCGCUGUGCCGUAUCCAAAGUACGCGGGCCCGCAGACGUAUACCACGUUGACUGGUUCAUUCGUUGACCAACAUGUUCGUAGCAACAUAUCGGACGGGCAGUGGCUCGUCUACUUCCACGCUGACAGUUGCGACGAAUGCAUCUACCAUGACGCCAUGUUUGCCGACUUGUCUCUGGCCCACGGCACAGAUUCCAUUCGAUUUGGCCGCCUCGACGUCGAAGUGCAUCCUGAGAUUGCGCUGGACUUGAAAAUCGACACGAACGCAACGACGACGACGCAACUCACGUCCCUCGUGCUCUUUAACGGCGGGAGGUAAAUCAAGCGCCUCCCUCGCCUCGACCACACCGAGGCAGUCGUCCGCACCAUCCUCGAUUUGCAUGGCGUGGCCGUGUACUUUGUAAGUCUGCAACAGAGCAAGUCCAAAUAGGAUCUUUGGGUGCCUCCGUCAUACACAGACAUAGGUGGA
Aphanomyces invadans is the source of this 729-nucleotide messenger RNA. RefSeq lists its product as hypothetical. The coding region runs from base 1 to 579 and encodes 192 amino acids. NCBI's taxonomy places the organism in Eukaryota, Oomycota, Saprolegniomycetes, Saprolegniales, Verrucalvaceae. The record is from RefSeq and is a predicted model, not a curated record. The transcript has 6 exons.